Molecule: messenger RNA, 7233 nt
Organism: Gadus morhua (Atlantic cod)
Lineage: Eukaryota; Metazoa; Chordata; Actinopteri; Gadiformes; Gadidae
Gene: zbtb46
Product: zinc finger and BTB domain containing 46
Exons: 7
Coding region: 1-2322 (773 amino acids)
Biological process (GO): regulation of transcription by RNA polymerase II
Cellular component (GO): nucleus
Molecular function (GO): RNA polymerase II transcription regulatory region sequence-specific DNA binding; DNA-binding transcription factor activity, RNA polymerase II-specific
Source: RefSeq, a predicted model, not a curated record
AUGACUCUGGACAGCGUGGCAGCAGGUCCAUCAUGCUCUCCUGUUCUUUGUUUCCCCUCAGGGCCAGACGUGACGGAGGCCAACAGCUCUGACAGCCGCGGGGAACGCCUGGACUUCUUUCUCAAGCAGGAAGAGGCCGCCGGGCCCGACUCCAGCUUCAUGGGUCCCAACGAAUCAGAGGAGGCCGGGGGCGGGGCCGUGGCGUCGGUAGCCAAUCUAAAGGCGGCACUGAUGAGUAAGAACAGCCUGUUGUCACUGCGGGCGGAGAUGUUAGGAGAAGAUAACCCCCUGCUGUACGAGUACCUGCCCAAAGGAGCACACUCCCUGUCUUGGCUCCGCUCCAACCACUGCUGCAGCGCGCUCCGGCCAGGGGCCACGGGGCCAACCGUACAAUACAAACAGGGGACUGGCUCCUCUUCUCCUCCUCCUUCUCCUCCUCCUCCUACAACCUCUACUACGGCUCCUCCUGCCACUUCUUCUUCUUCCUUUUCUUCCUCUUUCUCUUCUUUGCUUCUCGCUCCCCUUCUUCCUCCUCCACCGUCACCUCCAUCGCCAUCUUCCUCCUCAUCAUCGUCAUCCACAACAUCGACAAACUGCCCAUCAAGUCCGCCCACAGUCAUGCCGACCGGGCCCCGGGGGGCCCCUGAGCUGAGGGGGCUGAGGGCCGGGGCCCCUGGGCUGGACGUGGAAGGGCUGGACAUGGAGGUGGAAGAGGCCCCCGAAGGCAUGGAGUCCUUCAGUUUACCUGAGGAAGACAUGAAGGAUAAAGAAGAAACCAAAGGAUACAGUACAGGCUUGGAAGACGAUCAGUCUCCUACGGAGAGGGAUCAGGUGGCUGGCCGGGGCAGUGCUGGCGGCUUGGCUGGGGUUGACCGCGUGCCCCCCUCCCAGGGAGGGGGCGGAGGGCUGGGGCUGCAGGCCAGAGGGCCAGGAUCAGCCGCUGAAGCCCUGUCAGAGCCGGGCCCCAGGCCUGCGCCCAGGUUAGCCUGCUCGCUGUGCAAGCGGCUGUUCAGCAGCCUGGAGCAUCUCCGGGAGCACGAGUACCGCCACGCCCUGUCUCUCAUGGCCAUGUCGCUGGACUGGCCUAACACGCAGGGCACGCACGGCCACGCCGGCCCCCCCGGCUGCCAGCUGCCCUCCUCUCUGCCCCAGCCUCUCUUACUCCACCACCACCACCGCCGCCACGACCACGACCACGACCACGACCACGACCACGAAAUCGACCAUCACCACCACCACCACCAGGCUCUCCGCCCACCCGGCGCGGCACAGCACCCGGCGACGCCCACCGCCACCGCCACCGCCCGCUACUUCUGCGCCCAGUGCCCCGCCAGCUUCACGCUCAAGUCCAACGCCGACCGCCACGAGAAGACCAUCCACUUCAAGAAGAAGCUGAUGCAGUGCAUGUACUGCCUGAAGCACUUCCGGGACCGCACCGACCUGCACCGCCAUCUGUCCUCGGUGCACUCCAAGGAGCGCGGACACACCUGCCCAGCCUGCGCCAAGGCUUUUAGCACCCAGAAGAACCUGGCCACGCACGUCAAGGUGUGCUGCCAGGUGGGGCUCAUGCCAGGACCCUUUCAGGACCAGCCGGGCUGGUUGAACGACUUCACGGUGAUCCGCAAGAAGUUCAAGUGCCCCUACUGCAGCUUCUCGGCCAUGCACCAGUGCAUCCUGAAGAGGCAUAUGCGCUCCCACACCGGGGAGAGACCCUACCCCUGUGAGAUCUGUGGCAAGAAGUUCACCAGGCGGGAGCACAUGAAACGACACACACUGGUCCACAGCAAGGACAAGAAGUACGUGUGCAAAGUCUGCAGCCGGGUGUUCAUGUCGGCCGCCAGCGUGGGCAUCAAGCACGGCUCCCGCCGCCACGGCGUCUGUGCCGACUGCUCCGGCAGGGGCAUGGCGGCGCUGCUGGACCACCGCCACCACCACCACCACCACCACCACGGGGGAGAGGAGGAGGAGGAGGCCGGCGCCGGGGACAUCUCCCCAGAGGAGGAGCUCUACCCCGGCGACCACCACCGCUUCCACGACGACCAGGCCAACGAGUGCGACGGCGACGGCGACGAGGAGAUGAUGGCGGAGGGCGAGAUGGAGGCGGAGAUGGAGGGCGAGAUGGCGGGGGAGGGCGAAGGGGAGGGCGAAGGGGAGGGGGAGGGGGAGGAGAUGGCGGCAGCGGCGGGGAGGGGCAAGUGGAAGGACUCGGGGACGGCGCGGCAGGCGGCAGAGGAGGACAAUGAGAAGGAGGAGAGCGACUCGUCUGCGCCGGAGGGCGAGACGCGCAACGGCAGCGAGAAGGACUUCGGUUGGAUCUCCUAGGGGCCUCUCCAGACGCCGCCGCCACUGAUUGGCCCCUUUCACCGACCGCAGUUGAAGUGAUCGCUGCUGCCGUGACCUCUUGAGGCCCAGAUCUCUGGCCUCUUUGUGGCCUCCUCAGGUCGGACAGCGGUCAGGGAAUGUGUAGAGCGAUGCGCAACGACCAUCUGAUACCGUUGUGGGUGACACAGUCAGGCACACACACACACACACACACACACACGCACCCACACACUCAGACACAGAGACACGUGCACACAUGUACUUACAUGCACUCGACACACACAGCAACACAACAUAGCAACCUUGAGCUAGGGAUGUGACGGCCAUAUUGGAAGGAGAGGGACUGACGAUGGCUUUCGGGACAGACUUCUCCUGCUUACCUCCUUAUCCUCUUCUGAUGCAGUGUUCCUUUUGUCUACUAUGGUUUCACUUUCCUUUUCCUCCGUGUUCCAAGGGGAUCAAGCCAGAGUACCAUAGUUUUGUACUCUACUGUUUGUGAGAAAUUUGGAAAUAUGUAAUAGACUCGUCCAAGGACCUGGCUGGACCACAGCUUUUUUUGCUGGUUUGCUGUCACAAUCACCAUGGAAACCAAGGAUUGGAAGACAAGACGUUGGUGCCGGUGGGCGUGCAGAGAGAGAGAGAGAGAGAGAGAGAGAGAGAGAGAGAGAGAGAGAGAGAGAGAGAGAGAGAGAGAGAGAGAGAGAGAGAGAGAGAGCAAGAGAGAGGAAGAGCGUCUGGAUGCUAUCAGCUUCCAACUUUUUCUUUCUGUUUUUCAGAUGGAACCAUGGGGUGGAGUGUGGGUGGGGUAUGCGGGGGGGGGUACUGGGUAGGGGAUGGGGGUGUCUGUUUAAGUUAAGGGACUCUACUUUUGAAUCUAUUGCAACGCUGCGUGCGUCAUGGCGAAAUGCCCGAUGCUACAUCUUCUUUCCAAUGCAUAGCCCAACUGCCACAGACUUGCACUUUAACCACAGUUAAGGCUCCUCCCCCUGCCCCCCCCCCCCCCCCCGCCCAACCCCCUUAACCCACGGUUUACAAUUUUUGGAUCCAAUCUUUACUUAAACCUAGACAACCUGGUGACCACACCUACCUUUUAGGAGGAUACCUUACGUCCUCUUGACUGUUAUCAUGACGUGUGACAAAAUCAACCUUGGAUCUUGCAGAAUGCAGUUUGCUGUUCAUAUAGCCUAUGCCUUUUAAGUGAUGGACCUGAAUCUUUUGUUUGAUGUUUCCACACAUUUCUAGCGACCAAUGUUACAAGAAGAUACGGGAGGGGUGUGACGGAUGUACAUACAUUUCUUUUUUCUUUUUGGUUUGGGGAGGUUUAACGGAGGGAGAGAAUGAGAGAAGGAGUGUGUGAGAGAGAGAGAGAGAGAGAGAGAGAGAGAGAGAGAGAGAGAGAGAGAGAGAGAGAGAGAGAGAGAGAGAGAGAAAGAGAGAGAGAGAGAGAGAGAGAGAGAGAGAGAGAGAGAGAGAGAGAGAGAGAGAGAGAAAGAGAGUGAUCUUCAAGCUCUAUGCAGCAACAAACGUUGCAUGAUCUAGCUAUUAUCUAACAACAGGAACCCUUCAUUCGAGAUAACAUAUCAAGUCAAUAAUACAUAGAAUCCAACACAAUCCUAUACAACUGCAACUCUACCCUCAACUACUCUGUCUCUCUGUCUCCGUCUCUCUCUCUUUCUGUCUCUCUUUCUCUCUCUUUCUCUGCCUCCCUCUGUCUCUCUCUCUCUGUAUCUCUCUGUGUCUCUCUCUCGCUUUUUCUCUCUCUCUCUCUCUCUCUCUCUCUCUCUCUCUCUCUCUCUCUCUCUCUCUCUCUCUCUCUCUCUCUCUCUCUCUCCCUGUCUCUCUCAUUCUCUCUGAGGCCUGUCUGGAGGAGGUCAGGUUGUGUGUAUGGAUUGGGAAGCAGAGUCUCUGAUGUCAAAAAGAGGACCUGAUUUUCUUCCUUAACCACAUUGCCCUCUGGUCAGUUUUAUCAUUUCAAUUUAAAAAGUGGAACAUGCAGUUUUUUUCUCCCAAUUUCCAUGGACCUUGGACACCCUUUACUGAGAUUUUGUAUGUAUAGAAAAAAGAGGUAGACAUUUUGGCAGAAAAUCUCCAUCAUGUUUGAUCUUAGUGAAUUGUGUAAAGUUAAUUUGCUCUUGUAUUAUUAGUUUCUUUGGUUUAAUCGCUAUUUAUUGAUAAAUGUUUUACUGAAGUCAAACAUGUGACUCCCUGUUUUGGAAGUCACUGUGUCUGCGUGGGGUGAAACAGAAGGAGAGAUUGUGGGUGAGGUUCGGCUGGAUGUUGUUUGUCAAAUAAGUGUUAAAGUCUCUAUUGAUUUCCUAAUGAAUCUUUUUUUUGUUUUUUUUGGCAAGAGAUUGAUAAAGACAAUUCAAAAAUAGGGCGGUCGAUAUGAUAUUAAAACUAUCAGAACUUUGAUUACUGUUGUUGCUGUUGUUGCUGUUUAUAUAAUUAAUGAUUAUGAUUGAAGUGCUGGAUGCUAAGCUUUAUCGUGUGUUCUUUUUGAUAUUUUCUAUCUUGUAUAAGAAUAAAGAGCUUUUAUACUUUGCCUUGUUGUGGACAGCAAGCCAUAGGGCUUUUAUCAACCUUUUAUUGUGCCAGUUUGACGCUUUUUCAGUCGUAAUUGCAUAUUUUCUACCGAGGGAAAUAAUUUGAAUUUUCAAAGGUAUCUGUUCGAUAUUGAUUAUCAUACAUUGAGAAACGCGCUUUUGCAUCGAAGAUGUACUCUAAUUGAUCAACAUCAAACCAAAAACAAUCAAGUACCUUGUAUACAUGAAGUGCUUUUGUUUCAGUGUGUGCUUAUCUGCGCGUGUGAGCGUGUAUGUUUGUGCGUGUAUGUGUGUAUGUGUGUGCAGGUAAUUUUUUGAAUUAAUUAUUGUGGUUAAUAGCUUUUUGUCAUUUGUUUUGAGGUUUUAAUUUGAAAUAUGUCACCAUUUGUAACAGUUUAUAAAGUGCACGUUAUUGUAUUACUGUGUGUGUUAUGAAGCGCUGCGGUUGAACAGACCUGCUAUUUUAUGAAGACUACAUCCUAAAAACCUAAAAUGCGAUUUCACAGACCCUAGAUGUUUCAUCAUUGCGUAACACCUCAAAUGGAACAAAUUCAGGAAGCACUGACUGAAGGCGUAGAAAUACAGCACUCAGAUAACACGCCCAUCACUGGAUCGACAUGCUCUGGGUCCUAGUGUUGCAUACACUUCGAGUUCUGGCACAUGGACAUUCAGGGGCCAUGUGAUGCAUCCGUGGUCCCUCAGUGGAACCGUGUGUGUGUUGUGAACACGUUAGUGGCCACCAGGCCACUCUCACAGUCACUGUCACAACGAGACACUUUGUUCUUCUUGCCUGACGACAGCCCUUAUUCAAGUGUUUUUUUAUGUCGGUUAUUUAUUGUGGUGACGCUUGGCCCAUUGACAGAAUACUGCUAGUUUUAUAGGGAAGAAGCCAACCAAUGGGUAGGAUGUUUUUUUCUGAAUGUUUGACAGUAAGAUUUGGGAUCCGAGAGUCCGUGACCAAUCCCGCGUCCCGUGGUGCUGUGUGUUCAUGUAACCCGCCCCCACCUCGCCCCCCCCCCACCCACCCAACACCACCACCACCACCCCAUCCCGAACCCCCUGUGUCAUCCUCCUCACUGCCUUUACUGUACGUCCUCUUCCUCAUGCUGGGUUGUAACUUCAGGAAAAUGUUCACCAUCAACCCCCCCCCCCCCCUCCUUCUCCCUGGCCCCCUCCCUUCCUCCCCAAACAAUAUGUGCCUCAAUGACAUCUCACCUACAUCUGGUCUGUGUGUGAGAACGAGAGUGAGAGAGAGAUAGAGAGAGAGGGUGUGUGUGUGUGUGUUUGUGCUUGUGUGCGUCCAUAUAUAAAUUAAUAUUUGGUUAUCGAUGGAUGGAAAGAAGAGAUUAUUGGGAUGAAACGAUGAAUCCGAUCAAAGAUGCAAACUUCUGGAGGAAAGACUGUUGUUGUUGUUGUUGUUGUUGUUGUUGUUGUUGUUAUUGUAGAGAGAGAGAGAGAGAGAGAGAAAAAUAGAAAAAAAUAAGGGACCGGCUCGUUUUUUUGAUUUAGUUUCUUCCUAUCUGGUGUGUUGAUGACACUCUGUGCCCUUUAUUCUGUGCUCUUAACUGCAUGCCUGUGUUCAUUUCGUCAUACCAAAGCGCAAUUUUUUCAGUCAUCCGCAGACAACUGCAACUAUAUUAUUCCACACAAUGCCAAACUGGAACUGUUUGCUUUUUUUUAAAUCUCUGCAGACUAUGGGUAUUAAAUAGACAUUGUGUAAUUUUUUUUGCAAUCCCUGAUUUAGCCUUUAUCGCUUACCACGUGCAAAUCAUGAAGCCAUAGAUAUGGGUAUAUCUAUAUUAUACUAUAUUUCAAAUCUGAUCUUUUUUCGUUUGUUACUUCAGAUUAUCUUCUUCUUUUAAGAGUGAUGUGUGUAUACCUUCAUAUAUAUGAAUUUAUAUUACUAUUAUAUAUUAUUUAUUUUCUUGGGUUUGGCGGUGUGUCUUUUAUUUGUAAAGGGUCACAUUCGCAGCCCAAGGUAUUUUUUUUGGUUUGGAAUAAUAUUGUUCAAUAUUGACACUGAAUUUAUAUCGAUAAUGAACAUUAACCUGUGUUUGUAACAAAAUGUGUUAAAUAAUUACAAAAAAACUACAAAAAACACUGUCCCAUUUUUACACUUGUUUUGUUUUUUUGGGCAGAAUAAUUGCUCCAUGUGCAAAUAUUUUUUUGGGUUGCAAAUACUAACCACUUAAAAAAAUUAUUUCUACGGUCAACCACAAGCCUUCUGUUGUCGGUGUUGGCUUGGACCCUCAGAGGUCUCUCAAGCCUGUUUUGAACUUCAUGUGUGGUGGACAAGUUAGCUUGACUUUUAUUUGCAAAAAACCAAUCAGUCUCAAUAAAUUUUGAAAUUGCUGCUGUAAAGAAGUUA